Capronia epimyces CBS 606.96 is the source of this 1665-nucleotide messenger RNA. RefSeq lists its product as uncharacterized. The transcript is spliced from 2 exons. The record is from RefSeq and is a predicted model, not a curated record. Gene Ontology annotation, molecular function: ubiquitin protein ligase activity. Gene Ontology annotation, biological process: protein ubiquitination; negative regulation of gene expression via chromosomal CpG island methylation. Bases 1 to 1665 code for a protein of 554 amino acids. NCBI's taxonomy places the organism in Eukaryota, Fungi, Ascomycota, Eurotiomycetes, Chaetothyriales, Herpotrichiellaceae.
AUGUCUUCUCAUCCACUACGUCGCUCAGUUAUUAAUGAAGAUGACGGCAGAUGGGCAACCCACCCUGACGUGGACAAAAUCAGCUCUGAACCCAGAGAUCGGCGGUCCUGGUGUGAAGAGCAUGCAAGCCAGCAAGUAGGCGACAACCAUGGAGAACAAGACGAGCUCCGAGAACGAGAAAGAGCGGGAAGCGGCUUUACUUAUGACCUCUGGAGAAAAGAACGGGUUGAACGUGACACUCGCCGCUCAUGGAAUGGUAUUAGAUGGGCACGCCAAACUCAACAUCAGGCACUAACCGAUACAGCCGAAGGCCUACAGACCCCUUACAGUGGCAUCAAAGACGAGUCUGAUGAGACACAAAGCCACCAAUCGAUAACCCAGAUCCCACUCUUCGUGGCACAGGAAGAAUCUGCAGAAACCGUGGAGCAUAGAGAAGAGAUACCCUGCAGAGAUGGCAACAAUCUCAGUCAAAGUGGCCAAGAGCCUAGUGACAUCGGACUAGCUAUUCGCCCGCGUCAAACAACCAUCCCACAGGGAUGCAAAUGCCCAAUUAGUCUCCAAUGUGAGGCUAAGGACAACAAAUUGAUUGACUGCCGCACGCUGGUUGUUGAAUGGACCAAGUGGAAGAAGCGGCAAGAGGACGAUAGUCGCCCAAAACCACCCAUCGACGUUCCUCUGGAAUCGGAGCCCUUUGCUACUACAGAGGAGGUGGAGCUCAUAAUCGGUUUGUUAGAUGCCGUUCAACAUCGACAACGCUUAUCGAUGGGUUUACGAGUCACCUUCGGCAGAAUUCAAGAUUGGAUCCGCCGUAUGCAGUGCAAUUCGGUGACCCCAUCAGCACUACAGGAGACACAAGUAGUGAAGAGGCUUGAAGAAUUUCUUUCCGAAGAGAAGACUGAGCUGCGGCGUUCAAGAGACGUGCCACAGCACAUGGUAGAAGACCUUACCAUCAUACAAAAAAAGUGGGCGUUCGGGGAUCUUUCAGUUCUGGCUCGUCGAGGGCUUCGUCAGACUCAGCAGGAUGGACACCUAACAGCCAAUCCAGAUUGGAAAUGGGCCCGAAGUGCCGACUACUUCGGCCACGGCCAUCUCACAAACGGCCAAACAUGGCACUACCGGGCAGAGAUGUGUCGGGAUGGCGCCCACGGACCUCCAGUGGCUGGAAUCGCAGGCACGGUUCGUGAUGGCGCCCGGAGUAUCGUCAUGGGUCUCCACGAUACGGUGAACAACGAAUACUAUGCUGAUGUAGACCAAGGAGACAUCAUCUGGUAUAUGGGAACGGCGCUAAAGCGCGAGGAAGACGACACUGAGCCAACCAACUUAAAAGAACCCGGUGACCCUCACUACCGCCGCCAACGAGUCACCAAAGGUUCGAAAGGCCAGGGUCCAACAAACAGCACAAAGGCGCUGAUCACAGCCAGAAGAACAGGCAAUCCCGUUCGCGUAUUUCGGUCCUUCCGCCUGGCUGAAAUUGUCCCGUUACACCCAGACCGCGGAUUUCGAUACGACGGCCUCUAUGUCGUUACUGAUCUCAAACUAUUGGAAAAGGAACGGCAAAUUUACCGCUUCAAAUUGGAACGGUUGACUACCGGCCAGGGCCCGAUAAGAGAAAACCUCGCCCCGCCGGUUCCUGAGAGCAGGAAGCGUAAGCGGACGUCAAUAUGA